Molecule: messenger RNA, 717 nt
Organism: Lolium perenne
Lineage: Eukaryota; Viridiplantae; Streptophyta; Magnoliopsida; Poales; Poaceae
Source: RefSeq, a predicted model, not a curated record
AGGAGGAGGUUCUACAUGUGUUCUGUGGCCAAUCAUGUCAUGAACUGCGGAUUUGUUGGAUGGGUAGAUGAAGAAUGGCCAGAAACCAUGCAAAGUGCACUGAGGAGGCUCUGGUCAAUGUACCAUGAGAGCCACAGUCAGAGAAUAGAUGAGAGGCUUGAGAAUGCAAGAUUGAUGCAAGUUUUGGUUGAUGAGAAGAACAAGGCUAAGAGUAACUACAAUACCCUGAUGGCUGAUGUUACCAAGAUGUUGGAAAGUACUCAGAAACAAGUGAUGGCUGAUAACCUGAAGAAGAUGAAUGAAGAGAAGGAAUACAUAUUUGACUUGACCAGGGCAGAACUUGAGGCUGAGGUGAUUAAGCUGAAUGAGAAGGUUGCAGAGAUGGAGGAGGAGAAGAGUCGGUAUUUGGAGAUGAAAGGGAAGUAGGAGAAAGAAAUGGAAGAUCUGAAGGAGCAGAAGAAGAAGGCAGAGUAUACUUUGUUUGAUGCCGUGAAAGUUAGCUUUGCUAACAAAGAGAAGCUGGCGAAGAUCAAAGAGAUUUGUGCUGACAUGUAGUAGUUGUAAUAGGUACCACUAUUAUGAGUUGUAUCGGUUAGCUGAACAAUGUGCUAUUUGUCGAUGUGUAAUGUGCUCAAUGAACCAUGUGUAAUGUGCUCAACUUAUACUGAUGAAUCUGAACCCUAAAUGUCAUGUGUUGUGUGUUAAAUUUGUGUUGAC